CUGCCUCCAAAUCAUUCACUCUCACCUCGUUGCCUUAAAUCUGAAACUGGGUUGAAGGUAUUUGCGUUAUGAUCCUCUUGCAUUUCUCUCGCUUGACAGUAUGGAAAGAUUCAUAUGAGAAAUUACCAUCUUUCUGGAGAAACGUAAUGGAGAUGUUUCCUCCUCUCUAUGCAUUAGUACGAAGACCGUUUACAACAAUGUCUAUCUGGUCAUGUGGUCUCCUAUUAGUCAUACUACUAAGUGGAGGAGGGGCUUCAUCAGCAUCCAAUUACUUGAUUGGCCUUGGAAGCUAUGACAUAACAGGGCCUGCUGCAGAUGUCAAUAUGAUGGGAUAUGCAAAUAUAGAACAAAUUGCAUCUGGAGUUCACUUCAGGUUGCGAGCUCGUGCCUUUAUUGUGGCAGAGUCCCAGUCUCAAGGAAACCGGGUAGUAUUUGUAAACCUUGAUGCCUGCAUGGCCUCACAAAUUGUUACGAUAAAAGUUUUUGAAAGAUUGAAGGCAAGGUAUGGUAACCUGUACAAUGAACAAAAUGUCGCUAUCAGUGGUAUUCACACUCAUGCUGGGCCAGGAGGCUAUCUCCAAUAUCUUGUGUAUAUUGUUACUUCCCUUGGAUUUGUACGCCAAUCAUUUGAUGUCAUUGUUGACGGCAUUGAGAAAAGCAUUAUACAAGCUCAUGAGAAUCUUCGUCCCGGCUCAAUUUCUGUGAAUGGCGGAGAGCUCUUAGAUGCAGGUGUAAACCGUAGCCCUAGUGCUUAUCUCAACAAUCCUGCUGCAGAACGGAGUAAAUAUAAGUAUGAUGUGGAUAAAGAAAUGACCCUCAUAAAGUUUGUAGACGAUGAUUGGGGCCCAGUGGGUAGCUUUAACUGGUUUGCAACUCAUGGAACAUCUAUGAGUCGUACAAACUCAUUGAUUAGUGGUGACAACAAAGGUGCUGCUGCACGAUUUAUGGAGGAUUGGUUUGCAAAAAAAUUCUUUAAUGAGGGUUUUGAACGCAUUUAUUCAAACUUAUCUGGAACCGUUAGCAUACCUCGAAGGGUCUCAAGCAUAGUCUCUAACCUUCAUGAAAAACGUAAGUUACUGCUGCUUGUUCAACUACCUAACAUGACUACAGAAUUUAGGCCAGGAAAAUGGAUUGUGUAG
This is a messenger RNA of Ilex paraguariensis (yerba mate), 1139 nucleotides long. NCBI's taxonomy places the organism in Eukaryota, Viridiplantae, Streptophyta, Magnoliopsida, Aquifoliales, Aquifoliaceae. The record is from the annotation of a GenBank genome assembly.